AUCCGCUAUACCGCGCGUGAACUUUCCGCCUGUCCCAGUAUCCCGUUGAGAAAAUAACGCGGUGCGCGGGACGGUGUGGGUGUGUGAGUGUGUGUGUGAGAGAGAAGUCGCGUGUGAGUGUGUUUGUGAGGUGUGUGUACGCCUGCGGAGUUGUUAGAGAUGGCGUCCGGUGUACGCACUGUUUUGUUCGGAUUGAAGUUACUGCUGUUCGCGGGCUUGGUGUCGGUAAAGUGCGCGAACCGAAAUGACCUGCUCGACUACGGAUAUCAGUUUGGAGAUCAGACUCUGCAGCCCGGUACUGAUCAGACUCAGAGGGUCCAACUGGAACGAGCUGUGCACUUCUUCGAAAAAACUUUUCAAACAGUUUACGUCAACACCAAUGGAUUUGUCUCUGUGGAUAACCCUCCAGCUCAGUCAGAGUAUUUGGGUAAGAUGCCUGCUACUUUUGGCAUUAUCGCAGCUUUCCUUGGGGACCUGGACACAAGCGAUGGAGUUGGAAAAGUCUACUUCAGGCAGGACACCAGCUCAGAACUGUUGCAGAAGCUCGCCAAAAGAAUUCAUCUGGCUUUUCCAGACGAGAGCAAGCCUGAGUUGAUUCAUGCCUUUAUUGUGACCUGGGAUAAUGUAGCAGCUCAGGGAGAACCAGAAAGAGGAGAUGGAUCUUACAAAAAAAGAAACACUUUCCAGCUUGUUUUAGCAACUACAGAGUUGAGCACUUAUGCCAUCCUGCUCUACCCAAAAGAUGACAUGCAUUACUUCUCCACUCCUAUAGAGGAUGGGAAUCGGGCCAUUGAGGCUGGCUUCAGUCAGGGUGAUAUUGAGUCCUGGCUCUGGCCUACACAAGGCAUUUAUUAUCGCAUCCCAGCUAAUGUCGAGUCCCCAGAUGUCAGUGAACUCACAGAACUAACAAAUUCUGGCACACAUGGUUUGUGGGUUUACAAGAUUGGUUCCUCCACUGUUUUCACUAAUAUUAUACCAGGCCAUGUCACCACUGUGAAGAAGGUGUUUCUUCGGGAACUUCCAGAAAUUUCAGAGCCCGUAUUCUCUGGACAAGAUGAGUUACUUUAUGAAGCAAAAACAACCUUACCAGAAUUCAUAAUACCAAUAACAAACUCACCACCUUUAUCCAAGAGUAGGGCCUAUUAUGAGCACUACCCUAUACCACGGGGGCCCAGGCCAGUAGACAAUCAGGAGGUGCUAGUUCUGGAUGAGCAUGAAGAAAACAUAAAUGUUAAUGUGUUUAAUUAUCAUGAAAAGUGCACCAACAACAGACACAAAUGCUCCAGUUUUGCAGAUUGCCGAGAUUACAAUACAGGAUACUGUUGCCAUUGUAAGGAAGGCUAUUAUGGCAACGGGAACGAUUGUGUUGCUGCGGGCAAACCGCAGCGGAUGAAUGGGAAAGUUAAUGGCAGAAUCUACGUUGGCAGCUCAAGUUUCCCGGUCGAGUUCUCUGGCAACGACUUGCACUCGUAUGUGGUAGUGAAUGACGGACGGGCUUAUGUUGCUAUUAGCAACAUCCCAGCCAGUGUUGGUUAUUCUCUGCAGCCUCUCUCCUCACUCGGAGGAAUCAUUGGUUGGGCUUUUGCCCUAGAGCAGCCUGGAUUUGAGAACGGCUUCAGUGUUAUUGGAGGAGUUUUCACUCGUCGAGCUGAGGUAAGCUUUCAGCCAGGUGGAGAGAAACUUACCAUCACCCAGGAGUUCAAAGGAAUCGACGAGCACGACCACCUAGUGGUGAGCACUCACCUGGAUGGCAGGAUCCCAGAAGUUUUACCUGGUGCCAGUGUCCAAAUUGAUCCCUACUUUGAGAUCUACCAAUACUCUAGCAACUUGAUCACAUCUACGUCCACACGGGAAUACACAGUAAGCCCCCCUGAUGGUCCUGUUCAGACUCUGAGCUACCAGUGGAGGCAAAGGAUCACAUUCCAAAGCUGCCAGCAUGGUGAAUCUAUUCUCUCUGCUCUACAACCAAGCCAGCAGCUCAGCGUGGACCAGGUGUUCGUCAUGUACGAUUCUACCAAUCAGCUCAUCCGCUAUGCCAUGAGCAACAAGGUCGGGCCUGUUGGUGGAACCCCGGAGCAGAAUGCAUGUUACACUGGGAGACACGGAUGCGACACCAAUGCAGCCUGCCUCCCUGGACAUGGAAAUGAAUACACAUGCCAGUGUGCUUCAGGCUUCACAGGCGAUGGACGCGCAUGCUACGAUAUUGAUGAAUGUGUCGAGGCCGCACGGAUCUGUGGCGCUCACGCCAUCUGUAAUAAUCAUCCUGGGACUUUCCGCUGCGAAUGUAUGGACGGCUUCCAGUUUGGCGCCGAUGGCCGCACCUGUGUCCAAGUCCACCAUGACAUCAAUCACUGCCAGAGGGGGACACACGACUGUGACAUUGCUGAACGCGCCCGCUGUAGCUACACUGGUGGUUCAGAGUACAUCUGCUCCUGUCUGCCUGGCUUCACAGGAGAUGGCAGAGUAUGCCAGGAUAUUGAUGAAUGUGUCGAGGCCGCACGGAUCUGUGGCGCUCACGCCAUCUGUAAUAAUCAUCCUGGGACUUUCCGCUGCGAAUGUAUGGACGGCUUCCAGUUUGGCGCCGAUGGCCGCACCUGUGUCCAAGUCCACCAUGACAUCAAUCACUGCCAGAGGGGGACACACGACUGUGACAUUGCUGAACGCGCCCGCUGUAGCUACACUGGUGGUUCAGAGUACAUCUGCUCCUGUCUGCCUGGCUUCACAGGAGAUGGCAGAGUAUGCCAGGAUAUUGAUGAAUGCCACACUUCCCCUUGCCAUAGAGAUGCCAACUGUUACAACACACAAGGAUCUUAUACCUGUCAGUGCAAUGCAGGUUUCUAUGGUGAUGGCUUUAGGUGCACAGCUGAUUCAGUGCGUGAAAAGACUGUAUGCGAACGACACAGAGAAACAGCCCUGGCAGCCACAUCUACAGGAGUUUUGACGGUUGGCCAGUACAUCCCUUCAUGUGAAUAUAAUGGAGAAUAUACGCCGAUGCAGUGCCACGAGAGCAUCGGCCAGUGCUGGUGCGUGUAUCAUAAUGGCCAGGAAAUCCCUGGAACCAGAACUGGACCAGACAGCAGACCCUCAUGUCAGGAUUAUGUCCCUAUUGGCCCCACCACCAGGCCGGAUGUCAGACCACCACCACCAGGAGCUAACCUUCUGUUUGCCCAGAAUGGCAAAAUUGAUCACAUUCCACUGGAUGGCAUCAACAUGAAGAAAGAGGAGACUAAGACAAUGCUACAUCUACCAGAUAAGGUGGUGAUUGCUGUGGCGUACGAUUGUGUGGACAAAAUGGUGUACUGGACCGACAUCACACAGCCCUCCAUUAGCAGAGCCAGCGUUCAUGGAGGCCAGCCCACAAUCGUUAUCUCAAAAGAUUUAGAAAGUCCUGAAGGAAUAGCAAUCGACCACCUGUCUAGAAACAUGUACUGGACAGACUCUGCCUUGGACCGGAUUGAGGUGUCCAGGCUUGAUGGACAGCAUCGGCGCAUGCUCUUUGACACUGACCUUGUAAACCCCAGGGCCAUCAUUGCUGACCCAGUUAAUGGACGUCUCUACUGGUCAGACUGGAACAGAGACCAGCCUAAGAUUGAGAUGUCCAACAUGGAUGGUACAGACAGGGUUGUUCUUGUGCAUGAUAACAUAGAACUCCCCAAUGGACUCUCCUUUGACCCACAUACCAGGCAGCUGUGCUGGGCAGAUGCAGGAACACGUAAGGUGGAGUGCAUUAACCCGUACACUCGGCUGAGGAGAAAGGUGGUGGAAGGACUACAGUACCCCUUUAGCAUUGUCUCUUCUGGAAGAAACCUUUACUAUACAGACUGGAGAAGGUAUAAAUGCACAAAAAUACUGUAUUUUUUGCCAAGCAAUUCAUUUUCCAAUGUGCUUAAAUGCUGAUUAUUAAAAUCUGAUAGCCC
Silurus meridionalis is the source of this 3917-nucleotide messenger RNA. Its product is annotated as nidogen-1-like. Gene Ontology annotation, biological process: cell-matrix adhesion. The record is from RefSeq and is a predicted model, not a curated record. Gene Ontology annotation, molecular function: calcium ion binding. The transcript is spliced from 20 exons. Lineage: Eukaryota; Metazoa; Chordata; Actinopteri; Siluriformes; Siluridae. The coding region runs from base 160 to 3897 and encodes 1245 amino acids.